AUGGCAGGUCCAGAGACUGAUGCCCAAUUCCAUUUCACUUGAAUCAAAAAAUAUUUCAACUUUACGCUCACAAGUAGAAUGAACUGUGUACUGGCCAUAUAUGGAGGCAUUGCUCUGCUGGUCUUAUACUUCAAGUUAAGUUCUGAGAAAACUCCAGCUGCAAAAGCAACAUAA
Molecule: messenger RNA, 174 nt
Organism: Rhinolophus ferrumequinum (greater horseshoe bat)
Lineage: Eukaryota; Metazoa; Chordata; Mammalia; Chiroptera; Rhinolophidae
Product: ATP synthase membrane subunit DAPIT, mitochondrial-like
Source: RefSeq, a predicted model, not a curated record